AUGGCUGAUAUUGAAUCACAAAUUUACAUUAUUAAAUUAAAAAGAAUGGAAGCUUUAAACACAAGAUUAAAUGAUAUGUUAAAAAGAGAAAGAAUUCCAGCUUCGAUUGCUUCAAAUUUAAUUGUAAAUUUUAUUUCAGAAACUCCUGAUUAUUUAAUCCCUUUUAAUUGGACAUUACCUCCUGAUCAAAAUAAAUUUGCAAAAUAUAAGAAGUUAAAAAACUCAAAAUCUAGAAAUAAAAAAGAUUGUUGUACAAUUGUUUGA
Insectozyma verbasci is the source of this 264-nucleotide messenger RNA. Lineage: Eukaryota; Fungi; Ascomycota; Pichiomycetes; Serinales; Debaryomycetaceae. The record is from the annotation of a GenBank genome assembly.